AUGCGCUACACCGUGAUCAACGGCCUUCUCCUCCUGGCGGUCUCCCCUCUGGCUGCCCUCGCCCUCCCAGUUAAUCCCAACGACCAAACCGGUCAGUGGGACCCCAGUGGCCAAUACCGCAAAGGUCACUGGCAGAACGGCCAGUUCAUUGCGAACAACGAUGGCAACCGCUACAACCAGAAUGGCCAGACCAACCAGAACGGCUAUGUUGAUCGGAACGGCCAAUGGCGCGACAACAACCAGAACGGCCAGUACAACCAAAACAACCAGCAAAACCAGAACGGUCAAUGGGCCCGUCCAUCUGCUGUAGCCCAGCCACUCAACUCGGGUACCGUGCGGAACGACGGUGCCACCCUGGUUCCUGGCCUCGGCGGCCGUGACUGGCCCAACGACCAAAAGAACCAGAAUGGUUGGACCGACGCAAAUGGUCAGUGGCACCCAAACAACCAGAACGGUCAAAACGGCUGGACCGAUGCCAAUGGACAGUGGCAUCCUAACAACCAAAACAAUCAGAAUGGUUGGACCGAUGCCAACGGCCAAUGGCACGCAAACCAGAAGCGUGAUGUAGCUUCUGACGCCAAGAACAACCAGAAUGGCUGGACUGAUGCCAAUGGUCAAUGGCACCCUAAUAACCAGAACGGUUGGACCGAUGCCAACGGCCAGUGGCACCAAAACAACCAGAACGGUUGGACCGAUUCAAAUGGAAAGUGGCACGCAAACCAGAAGCGUGAUGUCGCUUCCAACAACCAAAACAGCUGGACUGACGCCAAUGGCCAGUGGCACCCGAACAACAGUCAGGACCAGAAUGGCUGGACUGACGCGAACGGACAAUGGCACCCCAACAACCAAAAUGGUUGGACCGAUGCCAACGGCCAGUGGCACCAAAACAAACAAAAUGGCUGGACUGACGCCAACGGCCAAUGGCACGCAAACCAGAAGCGCGAGGUGGCCUCUGACGCCCAGAAGAACCAGGAUGGCUGGACUGAGGCCAAGGGCCAGUGGCACCCCAACAACAACGACCGGAAUGGUUGGACUGAUGCUAACGGACAAUGGCACCCCAACAACCAGAACAACCAGAACGGCUGGACCGAUGCCAACGGCCAAUGGCACGCAAACCAGAAGCGCGAUUUAGCCUCCACCACUGUCCAGCGCCGCACUUGGCGCGACGCUGGCAGAGACCAGGACAACCACAAGAACGACAACAACAACCAGAACCAAGACCAGAACGACUACAACCGCAACCACGGAAUUGCGCCCAACCCCAGCGUUAUCACCCAACAACAAAACUACCCUGCCAACCCCCAGGACAAGAACCAGGACAAGGCUAUCAAGGCCAAUGUUGGUCAACAGGAGUAG
Penicillium salamii is the source of this 1356-nucleotide messenger RNA. The record is from the annotation of a GenBank genome assembly. NCBI's taxonomy places the organism in Eukaryota, Fungi, Ascomycota, Eurotiomycetes, Eurotiales, Aspergillaceae.